Magallana angulata is the source of this 2203-nucleotide messenger RNA. RefSeq lists its product as uncharacterized. Bases 1058 to 1969 code for a protein of 303 amino acids. The record is from RefSeq and is a predicted model, not a curated record. Lineage: Eukaryota; Metazoa; Mollusca; Bivalvia; Ostreida; Ostreidae. The transcript has 2 exons.
CAAUUGGUUUUAGAAAGAAAGAGAACAUUGGGAGAGUCAGCCUUGGAUUUAUAUACAGUAUUUGAUAUAUAUCUGUUGCCAUUGUAUGUCUUUUACUUUAUUUCUUCUACCCAAGGAAAAAAUCCCCACCUAUAGAAAAAAUAACCACAUUCCGGAAAUCACGGUGGGAAAAACAGCUUUAAAAGCUUGACGUAUCCUUUUGAUGGCUGAACAAUGCCCGGGCACACUGUAGAUGUAUUAAAUCGUGACAUUGGUCUACUGUCCUACGGAGGAAAUAAUUAAAUACUGCUUCGGAGGUUAUUUAUGUUCAAUUGGUGAACGUAGUAUGUUCGAAUCAGCGUCAAGUCUUUGAAGCCAGGGAACGCUCCGCUGUUGCUGGUAUGGUGGACAACUUUCGAGUCGUGAUAUUUCAUUGAAAUCCAUGACCACCUAGAAAUCAAACAAGGCGAGAGAGCAAAGACUGGGAAAACAUCACGAUUAGCGGUGGAUAUUGGAAAUAUUACUCCAAGUGUUAAAUGUUUUUUAUUUAAAUCAAAGCAUCUGUACGGGAAGUGCUAGACCUCUUGUACUGAACGGCCGCUGUUUGUUCAAAUGUUUGCUUACUGUGCCUCCUAGUCAAUGGACCUUGAAUACACAGAUUCGGCCAGCGGUCCGCGCUCAAAGAGCUGGGGCCUGUUUGAAGAACAGAUCUACCGUGCAUAUAAAACUGAGGAGUAAAUAGACAGUCCGAGUUCUAACCAAGCUGGAAUGUUACGCGCAACAUGUAUGUAAAAUAAUAAUAUCCCCAUAGGGAUAAACCCCACAAUCGAUGAUAUGACGGAUUAGGGCGCCAAAUAACGCAUGACACUUGGAAUCCUUCUGGAUUGAUAACUUUCAAAGUCAAGAUUUACCCUAUUCAAUGCGAAAAGACGUGUGAAGCGAAAGGAUAUUCAAUCAGUUGUUUUUCUUUUUAUUUUUUAAAUAAGGAACACAUGUUUGUCUUAUUGAUAUAAACCAGAGACAAUAUUGGAUGUACUGAUAAAAAGAUCUUUUGAUAGGCAAGGUCGCCAUACAUAUCAUGCCGACCAAUGUUAUUUCCAGACCAAACACCUAUCUCUCCGAGCACGGGUCUCUGGGGUCUUCCAAAUCCGGGACCCAGACUUGGAAAUCCUCCAUGGAAUACCUAAACAAGAAGAAAAAGGCCAAGUCGGACAUAUUCCACGCGGAGUACGACCAGAGAUUGCUGAGAUUGAAAUCGUUAUUAAUGAUGGACAACCAGACCGAAAACGAAGCAAAGGCGAGUAAACUGAACAGAUCAGAACAGACAGGACUGGAAACGGUGAAAUCUCAAGUGUGGAGGGAAAGCUUGAGCUACGAGAGACAGUACAGUCAGACUGUACGACAGUUCCGCGCCCAUUCUGCGCGCGUGUUUCGGAAUUCAGGACUGAAUCCGCCCAAUGGCCUCCAGAGGUCGCCCACGGUUUCUAUGGAAUCUCUCGCAAAAGACAAGUUAUUGCAGCGUCGCAAAUCUCAGAGCCGGGACCUCAAAGCCCAAAACCCGUGUGUUACGUGUGGAAAAAUUCAAGGAGUUAUCAGAGCAUUUGAGAAAGAAACAUCAUACCACAGUGACUUCAAACAGAGCCAAGACAAGGCAGACAAGGUGCAUCAAACAAUCUGUCUCUUCAACGACAGACAAAUGAAGACAUUUAUUCAUUCACUGGAGACGGAGUACUGUAAGACUAUGCCAGACGUCACCCAGAUGAUCCAAGACUCCAAGUUCUACCUCCAGCAAAAGCCCGGAACCGCAAACGCCGGCGUGGACCGGCCCAAGUCUUAUCCAUUGGAAAUGAUUCGGUUAAAAGACCGGGUUUCGACGUUCUGUAAGAGUCAGGACAAGUUUAACAAACUGCACCCUAUUCCCAGAUGUGUACAAAAUGGGACAGAUAAAGCCAGGAUAGACCUUGCUGUGUCUACCAGAAAGCGACGAUAGGAGAGACUGCAGCCAUUGUCUUUUACACUGUGCUAUCGUCGUUUUUUGUUCGUUACAUACCGAGCCUUUCCCGCCCUGCAUAGAUGAUGUUUUUGGUGUUACAUUGUGUUUGUUUAAUUUGAUAGGUUGUUUAUAUUAUGAUGACAACAUAUUUCAUUCUUAUUCGUGCAAAAAUUACUUUGAAUAAUUAUUAAAGUCAAACACAGAGUAAAUCAAGUUGGAAGGUUCUUUAAA